This is a messenger RNA of Microthlaspi erraticum, 1998 nucleotides long. The record is from the annotation of a GenBank genome assembly. Lineage: Eukaryota; Viridiplantae; Streptophyta; Magnoliopsida; Brassicales; Brassicaceae.
AUGUUGAAGCUUUCGCUUCUCCAUCAUAGAACAUCAGCUCCCAUCUUCAAGCUCCACUUUUUCACCUUUAGAUUGUUAUCUCAAUCUCCUUCUCCGUCAAAUUCAGCAUCUUCGUUGCCCUCUUUCUCGUCUUCUUCUUCUUCGAGUCUAGCAGAAUCACUACUGAAAUGCAGAUCCGCGGAAGAAGCGCUCAGGCUGUUCGAUACAUCUUCGAGACUCGAGAUCUCCAAGACAAACGAUCUCAGUCAUUUCUCGGCUGUGAUUCACGUUUUAACCGGAGCCCACAAGUAUACGCUCGCCAGGUGUUUGAUAAAAAGCCUCAUAGAACGUCUCAGGCGCCGCAACAAGCCGGCCAACAUAUCUUACAGACUUUUCAACGCUCUCGGCGAUAUUCAGACUCCGAAAUUCAGUAUCGGAGUGUUUAGUCUAUUGAUUAUGGAGCUUCUGGAGAUGGGUUUGUUUGAAGAGGCUCUCUGGGUGAGCCGAGAGAUGAGAUGUUCGCCGGAUUCGAAAGCUUGUCUUGCGAUUUUGAAUGGUUUGGUUAAAAAGAGAAGAUUUGAAUCAGUCUGGGCUGAUUACCAGCUUAUGAUCUCUCGUGGGUUAGUCCCUGAUGUCCACAUUUACUCAGUUUUGUUUCAAUGCUGUUUCAAACAAGGUCUUUCCUCCAAGAGAGAGAAACUUCUUGGCGAAAUGACAUCUACAGGGAUCAAGCCGAAUGUUUAUAUCUACACCAUAUACAUCCGUGAUCUGUGUAGGGAACAUAAGAUUGAGGAAGCAGAGAAAAUGUUUGAGUCGAUGAAGAAAUACGGUGUGAUUCCAAACUUGUAUACUUACAGUGCAAUGAUUGAUGGUUACUGCAAGACUGGUGACGUGAGACAAGCGUACAGGUUGUAUAAGGAGAUUCUGGUUGCUGAAUUGCUGCCAAAUGUUGUUAUUUACGGCUCGUUGGUUCAUGGUUUUAGCAAAGCUCACGAGUUGGUUGCUGCGAGGAGCCUCUUUGUGCAUUUGGUGAAGUUUGGGGUUGAUCCUAAUUUACAUGUUUAUAACUGUUUGAUUCAUGGACAGUGCGAAUCAGGGAACAUAUUGGAAGCGAUGAGGCUGUGUUCUGAGAUGGAAAGUUUGAAUCUUUCGCCUGAUGUGUUCACUUAUACAAUACUUAUCAAUGGGCUGUGUAGUGAAGAUCAGCUAGCAGAAGCAAAUCGAUUGUUUCAGAAGAUGAAGAAGGAGAGAGUUUUUCCGAGCUCUGCGACUUACAAUUCGUUGAUUCAUGGGUAUUGUAAAGAUUACCACAUGGAGAAAGCUCUGGAUUUGUGCUCAGAGAUGACAUCAAGUGGAGUAGAACCCAACAUUAUAACGUUUUCGACUUUGAUUGAUGGUUACUGCAAAGUGGGAAACUUAAAAGCUGCAAUGGGUUUGUACUCCGAGAUGACCAUCAAAGGUAUAGUUCCGGAUGUUGUGACUUACACAGCUUUGAUCGAUGCGCAUUUCAAGGAGGGCAACAUGAAAGAAGCACUCAGGCUGUACAGUGAAAUACUAGAGGCUGGAAUCCAACCCAGUGGUCACACGCUCGCUUGCCUAGUAGAUGGAUUCUGGAAAGAAGGUCGAAUCUCGGACGCUGUCGAUUUUCAUUUGGAAAACAGAGAAAAUGCGACUAGGGAAUCCAUUGCUCAAAUGGGAUGCUGGAACCAUGUGGGUUUUACAUGCUUGAUUCAAGGGUUAUGUGAGAACGGCUACAUUCUUAGAGCUACCAGGUUCUUCUCGGACAUGAGAUCCGGCGGGAUAGCCCCGGACUUAUGGAGUUACGUUUCGAUGCUAAAGGGCCAUCUUCAAGAAAAGCGUAUUACUGACACAAUGAUGUUGCACUGUGACAUGAUCAAAACUGGAAUCUUGCCAAAUCUUGUGGUGAAUCAUUUGCUAGCAAGGCUUUACCAAGAGAAUGGAUAUCUAAGAUCAGCUUGUUUCUUGACCAAUUCAAGUCAUUUGGGAACGUUAAGCUAA